Chaetomium fimeti is the source of this 492-nucleotide messenger RNA. RefSeq lists its product as uncharacterized. The record is from RefSeq and is a predicted model, not a curated record. NCBI's taxonomy places the organism in Eukaryota, Fungi, Ascomycota, Sordariomycetes, Sordariales, Chaetomiaceae. The transcript has 2 exons. The coding region runs from base 1 to 492 and encodes 163 amino acids.
AUGGAUCCCUUCAGCAUUCCCAUCACACCCGUCACUCGGCCCCACGUCGAGGUCGACCCGUCCCUGCUCAUCAUCACAAACGGGGACAUUAUCGAUACCCCGGUCCCAGAGACGCAAAUCUUCCAUUCUAUCGGCUACCAGUACGACUGGAACCUUCCGGUCCCUUUUUGGAAUUUCCUCGGGCGAAUUGUCGCCAAGGGAGUCUUUGACGACCAGACCGAGCUCGAGUAUCUCAACACUUGUGCGGUGGGCCGACGAGAGUUCAUCGCUUACACGACGGCCGCGUGGGCGGCCGCUGUAGAUGCACGGAAAGCGGCAGGCGAGGCCGAGCAGCCGCCGUUCACCGUCAUCGAGGUGAAGUUCAAGAGGCCGGAGGCGGGACAGCCAAUCGAAAUGACUUGGGCCCCUGCGAGAGCGCUAAUUACGACCAGGGUCGCGAGGAUGAGGCGAUGUAGGUUGAGGAUUUGCCCGGGUUCUGGAAGACGCAACUGA